Molecule: messenger RNA, 3150 nt
Organism: Prorocentrum cordatum
Lineage: Eukaryota; Dinophyceae; Prorocentrales; Prorocentraceae
Source: the annotation of a GenBank genome assembly
AUGCGCCUCGAGCUCGCGGGCGCCUGCUGGAACAACCCGGAGCUGGCGCAGGGCUCCUCGUCGUCGAACCUGCUGUCCACCUUCAAGGACCUCCUGCUCUACGAGAGUGAGCAGGCCCUCCUCGGCGUGAGCUCGAGCGCCGCGGCGGCGGAGAACCGGCCGUUCGGCAACGUCAACAGCGUCAUCGCCGAGACGUUCGGCCCUGGCGGGGUGGUGUCCUCGCUGCGGAAGGGCGACAAGGGCCUGCACCGAUCCGAGGGCACCUCGCUCCUCUGGGGCUGGUACACGCUCAAGGGUAAGCCAGGCCCAUUCAACCUGUACACCGCCAAAGGAGAAUAUCCCGCGGAGGGGGCCAUGCGGAGGUUGUACAAAGAGUACUUUCGCGCGGAACUGCCAUCGAUGAAGGAUUUGGGAGUCGACGCCAUCAAGGAUAAGUUGAUUAGUUUGGCAGGCCAAGGAGGAAAGGAGUUGGCUCCGCUUGUCGGAUUAGCUCAUGGAGACCUCAAUGCCGCGAACAUCAUGAUUGACGCCUCGGACGCUCUUUGGAUGAUCGAUUUCGCCACCUCGGUGGACUUGCCACUCUUCACCGACAUGUGCAAGUUCGAGAUGGCUUGCCUCUUCGAGUACGCCACGAUACCUAUCACGCCAAAGAUGCUAGUGGAGUUCGCCGGCACCCAGGAGAGCCUCUGGCAGAGCAUGAAUGUUGGAGACUGGCUCCGCACCGAUCAGGCUGUGGUGGUGAAGCUGCUGCAGAAGUUUGUAGCGCUGCCCCCCGAGCGCCUCUCUGUCCUCAGCCAGGUGGACCUGGAGCAGCUCAUAGACGAAGUGGUGAAGAGGACUGGCAAGAGCCCAGACAAGCAGCGCAAGAUGGAGCGCUCGUUGAAGUCCCGGCUGGUGGCAGACGAGGCCAUGGUGGCCGCCGCCUUCAGCUACUGCUCCAGCGUGUCCAACGCGCUGUUGCGUGGAGACACGCUUGGCGAGACCCUGAACGUCUCUUCUGUACCCAUUCCGGAAGGUCGAGGUGGGCGGGGCGCGCUGUCGCUCAAGCUGCUCGUGGACCACUGCGUCGCCGUCCGGCGCUUCAUGCGCCAGGACGUCGUCGGCUGCCUGCGGGCCCGCGCCGGCGCCCAGGCGGAUCUGCAGCCGUGCGACUGGAUGUCGCUCCAGCUCUACCUGCCUUUUCUUCGCGAGUCUUACCGGAUCAUCGGCUACCGGGAUGUCGCUCCCCAGUACAAGAUCUGGGCCAUCUACCACUGCAGCAAGUUGGCGCAGUGCGUCCAGCACUCCUUGGGGGUGAUCUCCAAGAACGCCAGGAAGCUCGAGAAGGCAGGCUACCUGUCUUCUCUCAAGGCCGAGAUGGAGAGCUCGGUGAAGAAACACAAGACUGAGAGGCUGGGCUCGGUUGCCAGGACGCCCGAGUUCAUCUCGGCAGAGAUGUUUCAGGAGGAGACGGAAAGGUUCAAGCAGACCUUGCGCGCCCGGCUGAGUUUCGUCAUCGACCCGCUGUCGGGAGACCGGCUCAGCGUGCGCGAGUGCGCCCCGCUGAGCCUCACCCCGCUGGGGCCGCGCUUCGGCCUGGCGGGCGGCGGCAGGAGCCCACUCGUGGCCGUAUCCGGGGGGCGCGCCCCGUCUACGGGGGUCGAGGACGGCGGUGCCGCGGGCGCGAAGGUCUUCGAAGGCCGCCAGGGCUGGGCGAACAUCAUGGGCGUCGCCGAGAGGCUCGACAAGGGCGAGCCCUCGGACACGCCGAGCGCCUUCCUGGUUCUGGGCCCCCCCGGCAGCGGCAAGACCUGCCUGGCCCAUCGGCUCGUUAUGGAGGUCCUGGACCGCUACUCGCAUGUGGUGCCAUUGCUGCUACCUGUGGCAGACUUGGUGAAGAGGUGCUCCCAGGAUACCGAGCUGUGCAUGUGCGACAAGGGUCAGCAGGUGGACCCUGAGGCUGUGGACCAGUGGUUUGACAAGUACCUGCGGAUCACAUUCGGCGAGGACAGUCACAGGUAUCUGAUGAUUUGCCAGGCGAUCAGGACGAAUCGCGCCAUGCUCAUCUUCGAGGGGCUGGAGGACUGCGGAGAGCUGAAGCCGAUCAUCGAGUGCUGCAUCCAGCGCCAGAUCCUCCAGCAGAGGAUGGUGGUGGUCACAUCUCGCCCGCUGAUUGGGGGCCAGUCCUCCUUGGAGGAGAUCGAGGACAGCAUCAUGGCCAUGAGCGUGGAGAGCCUCACCGAGGAGCACAUCCGCAUGGUCGCGCACGCGCGGCUCGGCCUCAGCGGCUUCGAGGCCUUUGAGCGCAUCUUCGCCAAGGUCCGAGGUGGCGGCGGCGAGGGCGAGGAGGCGGACGCGGGCGCGCCCCCCGCCGACCAGGGCGAGGGCGGCCAGGGCAAGCCCGAGGUGUUCGGGAACCCGAUGAUGCUGAGCAUGCUGCUGUGCUACCUGCAGACGAUGAAGCGCAAGGAGGCGGAGAAGCGGGAGGCACAGCGCCGGGGUCAGGCCGACGACAAGGAGGACGAGGGCGAGGGCACGAACAUCACCGCCAUCUACCGCGUGGCGAUUGACGUGAUGAUGAUGCGGAUGCAACGCAGGCAGAUGGCGGAUAGGCUCAACCAGCAGGAGGAGCUCGACAGGUGGAAGCAGAUCGUGGAGGUCGUCGCGCUCCACAUGGCCCUGCGCGGCCUCGACAGCAUCACCGCCCCCGAGGCGGAGGCGCUGCUGCGCGGCCAGCUGCGGCGCGAGUGGCCCGGCCUCAAGAAGGCCGUGGUGGCCGGCCACGCCAUGUUCCUGCGCGUGACCGACGGCGCCCGCGAGGAGAUGCAGUUCCUGGCCAAGGACUUCCUGAGCUUCUUCGCCGCGAGCGCCGUGGCCCGCGGUGGGGGCUACGAGCUGCCAGGCGUCGUCCAGCUGUUCAUCGACCCAGCGUGGGCCCAGAUGCUCGAGAUGCUGUCAGAGGCCUGGCCGCUGCAGUACGUGAGCGUCGUAGAGCACCGGCUGGGUAGCUUCCGGGGCGACGGCGGGGACGCCUGGGCGCCGCCUGCGUGCACAGACCAGAGCGCCAGCACGGGCACGUUGGACUCCACGUACCACGCCAGGGGCAGAACCGCCUGGGCCAAGGACAUGACCAGCUGUCCUUACGAAGUGUCAGGGGUCAAGGAUCACUGA